CAGGAAGUGUGAGAGAGCAGGGCCGGCUCAGAGCAGGGUAGAGAGUCGCCCUGAAGGCAGCUGGGGAGGACACCCUCUGCCCCCGACCCUCCCAGCUCCAGGGGUGUUGUACUGCCCCUGCAGCCAACCCAGCCUUGGGGUCCCCCAGGGGCCGUGGCCACCAGGACAUUCCGCGCACAGCCGGGGAUGACAGCACUUACUGAAAGCUCGGCGGGUGCCACGCGCUCCCGCAAGCCUGCAAGCCACCAUCGCAGCCAAGAUGGGCUCAGCUCCUGGACUUGCCACAGACAGUAAACAUAACAGACGCGUGCCCCGAAGAAUCUGACGGACCCGUGGCUCCUAGAGCACGGGGCAGAAGGCAGCCAGCCAGCCAGGGGCAGGAGAUGCAGAGCACCGUCAAUUACCUAUGGCACACGGAUGACCUGCUGGGGCAGGGGGCCACCGCCAGUGUGUACAAGGCCCGAAACAAGAAAUCCGGGGAGUUGGUUGCUGUGAAGGUCUUCAACACCGCCAGCUACCUGCGACCCCGUGAGGUGCAGGUGAGGGAGUUCGAGGUCCUGCGAAAGCUGAACCACCAGAACAUCGUCAAGCUCUUUGCGGUGGAGGAGACGGGGGGCAGCCGGCAGAAGGUGCUGGUGAUGGAGUACUGCUCCAGCGGGAGCCUGUUGAGUGUGCUGGAGAGCCCGGAGAAUGCCUUCGGGCUGCCGGAGGAGGAGUUCCUGGUGGUGCUGCGCUGUGUGGUGGCCGGCAUGAACCACCUGCGGGAAAACGGCAUUGUCCACCGGGACAUCAAGCCUGGAAACAUCAUGCGCCUCAUGGGGGAGGAGGGGCAGAGCAUCUACAAGCUGACGGACUUUGGGGCCGCCCGGGAGCUGGAUGACGAUGAGAAGUUUGUCUCUGUCUAUGGCACUGAGGAGUACCUGCACCCUGACAUGUAUGAACGGGCGGUGCUUCGCAAGCCCCAGCAGAAGACAUUCGGGGUGACCGUGGAUCUCUGGAGCAUCGGGGUCACCCUGUACCACGCAGCCACCGGCAGCCUGCCCUUCGUCCCCUUCGGUGGGCCACGGCGCAACAAGGAGAUGAUGUACCGGAUCACCACGGAGAAGCCGGCCGGGGCCAUCGCGGGCACUCAGCGGCGGGAGAAUGGGCCCCUGGAGUGGAGUUACACGCUCCCCGUCACCUGCCGGCUGUCCACGGGGCUGCAGAGCCAGCUGGUGCCCAUCCUGGCCAACAUCCUGGAGGUGGAGCAGGCCAAGUGCUGGGGCUUCGACCAGUUCUUCGCGGAGACCAGUGACAUCCUGCAGCGGGUCGUCGUCCACGUCUUCUCCCUGUCCCAGGCGGCCCUGCACCGCGUCUACAUCCACGCCCACAACACGGUAGCCAUCUUUCUGGAAGCCGUGUACAAGCAGACGAGUGUGGCCCCCCAGCAUCAGGAGUACCUCUUUGAGGGUCACGUCUGCGUCCUUGAGCCCAGCCUCUCAGCGCAGCACAUCACCCACACAACAGCAAGCAGCCCCCUGACCCUCUUCAGCAUGGCCAGUGAGACCCCCAAGGGGCUGGCCUUCAGGGACCCCGCUCAGGACAUCCCCAAGUUCUUCCCCAAGGUGGACCUGCAGGCGGAUUACAGCACUGCCAAGAGCGUGCUGGGCGCUGGCUACCAGGCCCUGUGGCUGGCGCGGGCCCUGCUGGCCGGGCAGGAGCUGAUGCUCCGGGGGCUGUACUGGUUCGUGGAGACGCUCCAGGUCACGUGCAGGCGGACACUGGAGGUCACGCGGAUGGCCCUCCUGUUCCUCAGCAGCAGCCUGGGCACCGAGAGGUUCAGCAGUGUGGCUGGGAUGCCCGAGAUGCAGGAACUGAAGAGAAUCACAGAGCUGAGGUCCAAGCUACGGGCUUUGGCUGAAGCCCUCUCCAGAUGUUCCCACAACAUCACAGAGACCCAGACGAGCCUAAGCACCCUGAGCUCCGAGCUGAUGAAGAACCGGGAUCAGGUACUUGCGGACAGAAGCAUCCAGCAGAUUCAGUGCUGUUUGGACAAGAUGAACCUCAUCUACAAACAGUUCAAGAAAUCCAGAAUGAGGCCGGGCCUUGGCUACAACGAGGAGCAGAUUCACAAGCUGGACAAAGUGAAUUUUGGUCAUUUAGCCAAAAGGCUCCUGCAAGUAUUCCAGGAGAAGUGUGUGCAGAAGUACCAGACGUCCCUAGUCACGCACGGCAAGUGGAUGAGGGAGGUGCACGAGACCAGGAACCACCUGCGCAUGGUCAGCUGUUCCGUGGCUGCCUUUAACACAGAAGCCCAGGGAGCCCAGGAGGGCCUUGGCAAGCUCCUUGACCAGUUAUCUCACCAGCUCCUUCAGGACAGAACAAAGGAGGCUCAGGUCUCAGCACCCCCCACAGCUCCCCAUCCCAGCCCUGCACUGAUGGACCUGGUUCUGCACAUGCAGGAGCUCUGCGAGGAGAUGAAGCUGCUGGCCUUUGACCUUCAAGACAACAACCGCAUCAUUGAAGGUGCGGGACCUGACGCAGGGGGAUGUCCCAUCUCAUCAGCCUACCUCUCUCCUGGCCAACAGCUGGGAGAUGUCACCAGCAUUACCUUCCACUGCCUCUCAGCCGGAAGCAGCCCAGCAGGACCUGGGGUGCCGGGCCAUCUCUGCCAGGCCACUGCCUGGGCUGAACUUUGUGUCUCGCACAGGCUCAGGUACGGCUCCUCCGUCCCCCGGGCCUGCGUGGCUAAAGCUGGCAGGCGGUGGGGGAGAAGAGACGUGAAUCACUCCCGUCGGCCUGCCCACCCGCCUCCUUGGGUUUACAGGCCUUCACUUCUCAGGGAACAGAAGAGGAGGCCUCUAGGGGUUCCCCCAGGAGACUGGGUCAGACGACCUAAUUUCAGUCUUCUUUCCUCUUAAGGGGUUUCCUGGGGAACAUACAACCCUCCCCUCUACUAUGAUUUCUGGGGGUCCCCACCUUCAGCCUCAGGCACUCCAGAGCCUGAUUUUGCCUCUACUCUUGGGCUGGCAGAGCCUGGCAGAGUUGAGAGAAUGAGCGGUCGAGGCCAGGUGCUCGUGCCUCAGGGACCCUCGUCCUCCUCUCUCUGCCCGAGGCACCGCCGGGCUCUGGGAAGCGCAGCCAGCUGCUGUCAACAGCGAGCACAGGCCUGUAAGUCCAGUGGCCAAAGGAGUUAAGAGGCUUGCACCUUGAAGAAGUGGAAUAAAUGUGGCGUGGCCUUCUUUUCUA
This is a messenger RNA of Suricata suricatta (meerkat), 3228 nucleotides long. It is a transcript of the gene IKBKE, whose product is annotated as inhibitor of nuclear factor kappa B kinase subunit epsilon. Gene Ontology annotation, cellular component: cytoplasm. Gene Ontology annotation, molecular function: ATP binding; protein serine/threonine kinase activity. Bases 384 to 2900 code for a protein of 838 amino acids. The record is from RefSeq and is a predicted model, not a curated record. The transcript has 22 exons. Lineage: Eukaryota; Metazoa; Chordata; Mammalia; Carnivora; Herpestidae. Gene Ontology annotation, biological process: peptidyl-serine phosphorylation.